Scomber scombrus (Atlantic mackerel) is the source of this 2523-nucleotide messenger RNA. Its product is annotated as T-cell surface glycoprotein CD3 gamma chain-like. Lineage: Eukaryota; Metazoa; Chordata; Actinopteri; Scombriformes; Scombridae. The record is from RefSeq and is a predicted model, not a curated record. The coding region runs from base 75 to 593 and encodes 172 amino acids. The transcript is spliced from 7 exons. Gene Ontology annotation, molecular function: transmembrane signaling receptor activity. Gene Ontology annotation, cellular component: external side of plasma membrane; alpha-beta T cell receptor complex. Gene Ontology annotation, biological process: positive thymic T cell selection; cell surface receptor signaling pathway.
CUGAGACUUCGACAUACGGAGCCUAGACACUUUGACAGCAGCUCUUUAUUUUAAGCACAACUCAAAAACACACAAUGAAACCCCCGAUAGUUUUGUCUGGAUGCUUGUUGCUUCUUUGGACACUGACUGCAUUUGUCAGUUGCGCAGAAGAUGCUGCUGAAGAAGGUAUAAAAGUGACAAUUCUCUCAGGGAAGAUUAGGCUGAAUUGUAAAGAAGAAUGGAAGAUAAAUGGAAAUGCAACAUCCCGUGAGUUGCCUUACAGCGAUGAAUGGACAGGAGAGUACACCUGUCAAGGCAACAGUGAAACGGACACUGCAAAAAUCUAUGUGAAAUUUCGGACCUGUGACAACUGUGUAGAGCUGGACGGGGGUUCAUUAUCAAGCAUAAUUGUAGGAGACGUGGUGGCUACGAUUGUGGUAGGAGUGGCUGUCUAUCUUAUCGCGUCUCAGGCCCGGACCGUUCCAGUCACCUCCAACAAGAAAAGCUCUGAUAGACAGCACCUGGUUCCAAACGAAGCCAGAGCCACCAAUGAGCAUUACCAGCCUCUGAAACACAGAGGUCAGAAAGACACCUAUGAUGAACUUAGAAGAUGAAGAUAGAGGGAUGGUGGUCUUCUGCCUGGGAUCCCGAGACAACUCAAACAUUUGCAAGUCAGCUUUCUGUUGUGGGAAUCACCCCUCCUAUUCUUCACUGUAUCAUACUAUUUUAAAUUAGGGUCUCUCAUAGUAAUUUUCACUAUGCCUGUACAAUGAUGCUCUUAUAUAACAGACCGAUGACAAACAGACUUGGUAACCAGUUGCUGUGUGUUAUAAUGAUAAUCAGCUGUUGUUGUUAUUUUUUAAUGAAACUAUGUGAUUUUUUUCCUUUCUUAUAGAAAUAGGGCUGCUUCAACAGCCAUUUCAUAUAAUGACUCACUGUAAGAAUUAAGUGUUUAUGUUAAAAUGAUGAUAAAUUAAUAAUUGAGGAUUAAAAAAUGGGCUGUCUUGUCUUUUUUUUUUUUUGCUAUUGCCAGUGGUGGAAAGAAACUAAAUUAUUCAAGAGCUGUACUGAAGUAUAAUUUUGAGGUAUUUGUGCUUUCUUUGAGUAUUUCCAUUGUUUGUUAUUUUAUAUUAUAUAUUAUAUAUUUCUACACCAUUCCAUUGCACAUUUCAGAGGGAUAGUUACAUUUACUGGAUAUUUUGGGGUUUAAGACUUAAACAUACAGUCAACAGCCACUUAACUGGGUACACCUAUGCAAUCUAAUUCAAUCCAAUACAACAGCUCUUCAAUAAAUUCUACUUUUUUAAAGUUUAUACGUUUUCAGUUUUUGUCAAAAAGUGAUAAUUCUACUUUAUGUUUAUUAUUGAGGUCGUACUAAGUGAUGGUGGUGUACUGGGGUGCAUUAUAUUGAAUGGUGUUCCUAAUAUCAUGUAUGUUAAUGGAGUGGACAAAGUAUUAGACAUCCUUUUCGUUUGAUCCAGUCUGUUUGUUAUUGUGUCUGAUCAAAUCUCGCUCAAGGAGAAGAAGUCUUGUUCGUUGAAAAACUUGCGAGGGUUUAGUUUUUAUCAAAAUCAGUUCAGCCAACUGAUUGGAGAAAGUAGUGCCAGGAGGAAUUUGUUGUGUUGGCUUAGUGUUACCUAUCAGUCUGCUGGUUAAAAUCAGGAAAAGUAUGAUAAUUAUUCAAUCUACUUAUAUUAAUGUAUCAUUAUGAUGAAAAAAGGAGCAUUUCUUGUAGCCACAAUAUGAUAACAGCAAACCUUCUACUGACUGAUCAGAUGUAUAUUGUCUCUGUCACUUAGCUGCGACCGAAGGCCAGUUUUAUGUAGAAUCAGGACAAGUGAAUAUUGUUUUUCUCACUAACUCAGCUGUUUGACAUGUAGAACUGCAGGUACUCUUAUUUACAGCUGCUGGACUGUGAUCAGCUGAAAGACACAGCACUGACUUUGUAUUCAACAACAUUAGGAAGUAGGAGUGUAGAAGCCAAUAACGUAAUAAUGUCCCAUAACGUAAUACAUUUGCCCGUUUUUUUACUGUAAUAAGCCAAUAACGUAAUAAUACACUAAUAUCAGUUUAUUUUAAGUUUUAUUUAUUGACUAUAACUGAAAAUGCAGUAAAAAUGCAUACACUGAGACAGAGAGAGAGUGUAAGCAUUUUCACAGUUAUAUCUAAUGAAUAAAACUUAAAUAAAGUGAUACUAGUAUAUUAUUACGUUAUCGGCUCCAGUUAUUACAUUUGCAAAGGAUUUGUUUUUACCAGGUGGUUAAGUUAUUACGUUAUUGGUUCAGGACUUUUAUUAUGUGAAUGGGUAGUUCUUACGUUACUGGCUUAUUACAUUAUGCAUCAGAGAAAGGAGUGGAAACUCACAGUCAAACUAAUGCUUCUUAAAUCUGCUGUAGGAGUGUACACACCAUCAACUUAUCAAAAUAUCAUGCUAAAUCAUCUAAAGAACUUUUAUUCAUACAAACUGUGUUGUGUGUUGUUGACUUUACCACCUGAUAAAAAUCCUUUUUAAUUCUUCAAUGUAUUGUUAUUACCUGUUAUUAC